Danio aesculapii is the source of this 2330-nucleotide messenger RNA. Its product is annotated as gastrula zinc finger protein XlCGF49.1. Gene Ontology annotation, biological process: regulation of transcription by RNA polymerase II. Lineage: Eukaryota; Metazoa; Chordata; Actinopteri; Cypriniformes; Danionidae. Bases 83 to 865 code for a protein of 260 amino acids. The record is from RefSeq and is a predicted model, not a curated record. The transcript is spliced from 3 exons. Gene Ontology annotation, molecular function: RNA polymerase II cis-regulatory region sequence-specific DNA binding; DNA-binding transcription factor activity.
CGUUCAUUCAGCGUCGAGUCUUCUGCGCUCUGCCGCCAUCAGUGAAAGACAAAGACAGAGUUUAUUGAAGGACAGUGAGAAGAUGAGUGAUCCAGAACCCUGCAGAAUUAAACAGGAAGACACUGAAGAACUAAUAGACCCGAGUGAAGACAUGAAGGUCUACCUUGAUCUCCGUAUAAAGACGCAGCCUUUGUUAUGCUCUCUGUGUGGAAAGAAUUUUGCAUGCAAACGGAGUUUGAGAAGACAUCAGACGAUUCACACUGGAGAGAAACCGUACAAGUGUUCACAGUGCGACAGCAGAUUCCGUCAGGCAGAAUAUCUGAAAAAACAUGAGAUGAUCCACAGUGGAGAGAAACCGUACAAGUGUUCACACUGCGACAAGAGCUUCAGCUUGUCGGUAUAUUUGAAAACCCACGAGAGGACUCACAGUGGAGAGAAACCGUACACAUGUAUCGAGUGUGGGAAGAGCUUCAGGCGAUUAUCACACCUUAAACGACACAUGAAGAUCCACACAGGAGAGAAAACGCACGAAUGUGAGCAGUGCGGCAAAACCUUUUCACGGCCUUCAGAGCUGAGGAUCCAUAUUAGAGUUCAUACAAAAGAGAAGCCUUAUCCAUGCUCCGUGUGUGGAAAGAGUUUUUCACAGUCGUCAAGUUUAAGACUACAUCAGAAGAUCCACAUCGGAGUGAGAGAGUAUGUGUGCGUUGAAUGUAAUAAGACUUUUAUUAGAGCUGGAGACCUGAAACAGCACCAGAGGAUUCACACCGGAGAGAAACCGUUCACAUGUACUGAAUGUGGGAAGAGCUUCACGAAGUUAGCAAUUCUUUAUAAACACAUGAUGAUGCACACUGGAGAGAAAUCAUAGUGUGAGUAAUGCAGCAAAACUUGUUUGAGUGCUUCAGAGCUGAAGGUCCAAGUCGGCGCCAAACAACUAGCGACAAAUGUUAGCCGCAUUUCCACUAUCGGGCCAGUGCGAGUCAGGGCUUUAAUCGGGCCAGGCCGGGCCAACAGCCCGGGAGGUUGAGAAAUGAGGCCGAAAUCAUGUCGCGUUUCCACUGUCGGGCUAGUUGCUCGCAGCGCGUCACGCAAACACCGCCCCCAGAACGUCCCCCGAAUCAAACGUCACACAACCCGUCACACAACCCGCCCACUUCAGCGGGAACAAAAAACUCAAAUUAUAACCACAAACACAACCUGGCAUCACUACGAGAGCUGGAAGAUGGAGAACACCGAAGCGAUUGCUUUUUUACUGUUUGUGGUCUGUUGGUGUAAGGCCAGACAGCGAUCCCUGGAUAAGGACAUUCGAGUUCGGCGGCAUUUACUUCGAACACAGAUUUUGGCUGCAAGGCGCAAAAGAGCAGCCGAGCGACGAGAACGACGACAGCAAAACAAAUGUAAGGGAAGAAAGCAUCUUGUCUCCACUUUACCUGACAGGAAAACUCCGCCUUUGUACGUAACCCCACCCCGAAGCCCCAGUUGGCCCUCCUUGGCCCAAGGUAUUCGGCGGGCCGAAAAAGGCCGGACGCUGGCCCCAAGGAAGCCCCGCUUUGGCCCGAUUACGCCCCGGAAGUGAUAGUGGAAACGCGACUGGCCUUGGCUCGCCCUGGCUCGCUCGCUUUAGGCGCGAUAGUGGAAACGCGGCUAUUGUCGCCUUGCCUUGGAUUGCAUAUGGACCAUAAAGCUGCAUGUGAACACACUGAAGGUAUGAAAGCAAACUGAAACGAGAGCUACAAAGAGGAUGUUUCUUUCCACACCGUGAGUAGCAGUAUUUGUUUAUUAUAUUCGUUCCGCAAAGGAAAACCGGCCUUCCAAUGCACACAGGCAAAGCGUAAACAAAGACUAUAAAAUAAUGUGGACGAUGCAGCAUCACCUUCUUCCAUUGAAUGAUUUGGCAGAUGACAGGCACAGAUAGUCACUAAUAAAAUGCUGAAAAGAAGCCUGGGGAUGCACAGAAGAAAUUCCCAAAGGAGGCAAAACCACGGUAUCAAACUCCUGCAUGUCAAAUCAGCACCCUGAACUUCUUAUCGGACCACCUGUGACUGCACCGUAUCGAAAAGGCUUGCUAAAAUAAUCACAAGCACUUAUAUUUAAAACAUGCAACAAUAUACCAUCUAAUGAAAACACAGUGUGGCGUUAAUUUAACAAACAGUGGUCCCUCGCUAUAACGCAGUUCACCUUUCGCGGUUUCACAGAUUAGUUUUUUUUUGUGCAGUUUGGGCGUGUUUUUUUUUACAGCGCAUUGUGUUCUGCGUCCUGAUUGGCUGUAGACCAUUGUCAGUUAAUCUCCUCCAUGUCUCCUGUACAGUACAGAAUGCGUUCAGCUUGCCAAA